CAUCCAUAAAGGGAAUAAACCUCGUAAUGAAAUUUACAAUAGUACUGCUGCUGGCCGUGUUCUCUGUGGCCCUGGCCAUCGAGCUGACCGAGGAGCAGAAGACAAUGAUUCGCGUAAAUGUCGAUCAAUGUAUUCAGGAGCAGGGCAUCACCAAGGAUCAAGCGAUUGCGUUGCACAACGACAGCUUGGAGAAUGUCGAUGACCAGGUCAAGUGCUUUGCCAACUGUUACUUGGAGAAGUUCAGCUUCAUAGCCGAUGGCCAGAUGAAUAAGGAUGAGGUGCUGAAGAUUACAACGCCCCUUGCAGGCGCUGAUAAAGCGAAUGCCUUUGUAACCAGCUGUGAAGGCAUCAAAGGUGCCGAUAAAUGCGAUACAGGAUUUCAAAUAUACCAAUGCUUCAAAAAGAAUCGCCUUACACUCAUGUAACUGUUAAGGUGAUCCUUACAUAUCUUCAAUAAAGCUCUGAGUACAUUAAAAAACAAGCGAUUACUUUA
Messenger RNA from Drosophila grimshawi, 493 nucleotides. Its product is annotated as general odorant-binding protein 56d. Gene Ontology annotation, biological process: sensory perception of smell. The transcript is spliced from 2 exons. The coding region runs from base 27 to 425 and encodes 132 amino acids. Gene Ontology annotation, molecular function: odorant binding. The record is from RefSeq and is a predicted model, not a curated record. NCBI's taxonomy places the organism in Eukaryota, Metazoa, Arthropoda, Insecta, Diptera, Drosophilidae.